Molecule: messenger RNA, 2645 nt
Organism: Struthio camelus australis
Lineage: Eukaryota; Metazoa; Chordata; Aves; Struthioniformes; Struthionidae
Gene: ZAP70
Product: zeta chain of T cell receptor associated protein kinase 70
Biological process (GO): protein phosphorylation; intracellular signal transduction
Cellular component (GO): cytoplasm
Molecular function (GO): non-membrane spanning protein tyrosine kinase activity; ATP binding
Source: RefSeq, a predicted model, not a curated record
AUGCCCAAUGCUGCUGCGCACCUGCCCUUUUACUACGGCAGCAUUGCCAGGUCAGAAGCUGAGGAGUACCUCAAGCUGGCGGGCAUGUCGGAUGGCCUGUUCCUGCUGCGGCAAUGCCUGCGCAAUCUGGGGGGAUAUGUCCUCUCCAUGGUCUGCAACCUGCAGUUUUAUCACUACUCCAUUGAGCGCCAGAUGAAUGGUACCUACGCCAUUGCGGGGGGCAAGGCACACUGUGGGCCGGAGGAGCUCUGCGAAUUCUACUCAAAGGAUGCUGAUGGGCUUUGCUGCACCCUCCGCAAGCCUUGCAAUCGCCCCAGUGGCGUGGAGCCCCAGCCCGGUGUCUUCGACAGCAUGAGGGACAAUAUGGUGCGCGAAUAUGUCCGGCAGACAUGGAAACUAGAGGGGGAUGCACUCGAACAGGCCAUCAUAAGUCAGGCUCCACAGGUGGAGAAACUCAUUGCCACCACUGCGCAUGAGAGGAUGCCCUGGUAUCAUGGUAACAUUGCCCGGGACGAAGCUGAACGGAGGCUUUACUCCGGAGCGCAACCUGAUGGGAAAUUCCUGCUGAGAGAAAGGAAGGAAAACGGCACCUAUGCUCUCUCCCUUGUCUAUGGCAAAACCGUGUAUCACUAUCGCAUAGACCAGGACAAGUCCGGCAAGUACUCCAUCCCUGAAGGAACCAAGUUCGACACGCUCUGGCAGCUGGUAGAGUACUUAAAACUCAAAGCAGAUGGACUGAUAUUCUACCUGAGGGAAAGCUGCUCCAACCCCAAUAUGCCAGCUUCUGCAGCACCAGUUCCACCCGCCCACCCCUCUGUGAGCAGACAGCUUGGGAUUCUCAAUGCAGAUGGAUAUACACCAGAGCCUAUAGGCGUAGGAAAGUCAUGCCUGCUACCAAUGGACACCAGGGUUUAUGAGAGCCCUUACAGUGACCCUGAGGAACUGAAGGAUAAGAAACUCUUCCUGAAGAGGGACCACCUGAUGAUCGACGAAGUGGAACUGGGGGCAGGAAACUUUGGCUGCGUCAAGAAAGGCGUUUACAAAAUGAGAAAGAAGCAGAUUGAUGUGGCCAUCAAGGUGCUGAAGAGCAACAACGAGAAAACAGUGAAGGAUGAAAUGAUGAAGGAAGCCCAGAUCAUGCAUCAGCUGGACAACCCCUAUAUUGUCCGCAUGAUUGGGGUCUGUGAGGCAGAGUCCCUGAUGCUCGUGAUGGAGAUGGCUUCUGGAGGCCCACUCAACAAGUUCUUGGCUUCCAAGAAAGAUGAGAUUGCAGUCAGCAAUGUUGUGGAGCUGAUGCAUCAAGUAUCCAUGGGCAUGAAGUAUUUGGAGGAAAAAAACUUUGUCCACAGGGACCUGGCAGCUAGAAAUGUCCUGCUGGUCAACCAACAUUAUGCCAAAAUCAGUGAUUUCGGACUCUCCAAGGCUCUUGGUGCUGAUGACAGCUAUUACAAGGCUAGGACAGCAGGAAAGUGGCCCUUGAAAUGGUAUGCCCCGGAGUGCAUCCUCUAUCACAAGUUCUCAAGCAAGAGUGAUGUAUGGAGUUAUGGUGUGACCAUGUGGGAGGCCUUCAGUUAUGGGCAGAAACCGUACAAGAAAAUCAAAGGCCCUGAGGUCAUCAGUUUCAUAGAGCAAGGCAAGCGCAUGGACUGCCCUGUGGACUGCCCAGCAGAGAUGUACGCCCUCAUGCAGCAGUGCUGGACCUACAGAUGGGAAGAACGUCCAGGGUUUAUUUCUGUGGAAAACACAAUCCGCUCCUACUACUACAGUAUUGCUACCAAGACAGAAAAUGGGUCAGAGACCGAGGACAAGUCAAAAGCAGCUCUUCACUGAGCUUUCUUCUCUGCUCCUCAGCACGUAUCCCGCUGGACUUCUUGAAUGGGACCUCUUUGCAAAUUUCUGCUUUAAUCUCGUUUGCUGGUUUCGUUUCUCAAGUAGUCCCAGAAAUAAGAAGUUGGGAGAAAAUGAUGCUGCCACAGCAGACAAGAGAACUCCAUAACAGAACAACCAUAACUUGUGUCUCCACAUACAAAGAGCUAGCAAUGAUUUACAUCCCCAGCCUGACCCCCACGUGGGACAGUGCAGAACAGCAUUCUUACCCACCUCCAAAAUCUCAUCCCAGGACCUCAGUGCUUAAUGCCUACCAGGCUUACUAAGGAUGAACUAUGUUGGCUCCAGCAGACCUGGAUUUCUCCAGAUCCCUUAAAAAACAAUUAUUUCCCAGGAAACCAUCAACUACACAUUUUGGGUGAGGUUUGCAUGUGGUGGAACACAGGAGAGGGAGCCACUGCAUCCCCUUCCCCUCCACUCUAGGGCAGGAAGGAGCUGGUGUGUUGCUCACUGCCGGCAGAGACGGGGAGGAAUGCUGGGGCAGAGCUGCAGUGUGCACUGUUUUGUCCUUCUCCAACCCUGCCAACUGCAGCAUUUCCACCCCUGGGCACUGCAUGUGCGCCUGUGUAGCAUGGCGCAUGGUAUACAUCACUCCUGCACUGCCGCUGCCCUCCAGGCUGGUUAUGGCUCCUGAAGCAACAAAAUCCCCAGGCCAGGAACCAUUCAUUGCUCACCUCCUGGAUUCCUACUGGCCCUUCUGUGCUACUCAAAUGAGCAUUUUGCUUUUGAAGCCUGAAAAUCAACCACCCUAUAAAUAA